Penicillium chermesinum is the source of this 2607-nucleotide messenger RNA. RefSeq lists its product as uncharacterized. The transcript has 9 exons. Lineage: Eukaryota; Fungi; Ascomycota; Eurotiomycetes; Eurotiales; Aspergillaceae. Gene Ontology annotation, biological process: GPI anchor biosynthetic process. Bases 1 to 2607 code for a protein of 868 amino acids. Gene Ontology annotation, cellular component: endoplasmic reticulum membrane. The record is from RefSeq and is a predicted model, not a curated record.
AUGGCACGUCUUCGCGAGGGGCUUUUUCUGCUCCUAUCCAAUGUUCUGUUGAUCGCAGCGACUGGAUUAUUCAUCUCGGGUCUCCUUCGACCAAAGAUAGCUCCACCAGUGACUGAACAGUCAUGGCUAAACAAAGUAGAGAAGACACCUUCGGCGCCUUUUGAUCGCGUGAUUUUCUUGCUUGUGGAUGCCCUGCGAAGUGACUUCGUGUUUGCCAAUAAUUCUGGAUUUCCUUUCACGCAGGAACUGAUUCGUGCUGGGGCAGCUAUGCCUUUUACAGCUUUGGCAGCUCCUCCAACACUAACCAUGCCUCGCGUAAAAGCAGUGACAUCUGGCGCGAGCCCUUGCUUCCUUGACAUGUUUGCAAACAUCAAAGAUUCCAUGAACAGGACGGAGGGAAACCCCACUUGGCUUCAUACGUUGAAGGACACAUAUGCAGACAAGAAGCUCUCGUACGCUGGGACUCGGACUUGGACGGAUCUUUAUCCAGAUGUUUUCGCACGAUCCCAUCCAACCGACGCGAAUUUUGUUCCUGACUACACCUCCGUUGACGAAGUGGUUAAGAACCAUGUCGACUUCGAAUUAGCCAAUGAUGACUGGAGCGCCCUGAUUCUGCACAUGGCCGGUGUUGAUCAUAUUGGACAUAUUGGAGGCCCGGACAGUGCCUAUAUGGGCCCCAAGUUUCAUGAAAUUGACUCUUUGACUCGGAAGAUCUUCGAGUCUAUUCAGACCAAGCCCUAUUUGAAGAAUACCCUCUUUAUUCUGCUCGGAGACCACGGCAUGGACAACCGGGGUAAUCAUGGAGGGUCUCUGGAGAGCGAGAUGUCCGCCGCUCUAGUUUUCAUGUCGCCUUUGUUUCAACGUAUCUCACCGGGUCAGACUUCCCCUGCUGACCCCAAUGCAGGAGAGUACGGAUAUCACACAGUGAUUGAUCAGUCAAAUAUAGUUCCAACAGUGGCCAGUCUUCUAGGAAUUCCAAUUCCAAGACUCAACUUGGGCGUUGUGAUCCCCGAGCUUCUGCCCCUGUGGAAGGAUCCAAAGGAGCACAUUACCUUACUGCGCAACAAUGCAGUGCAGAUGAUGCGACUAUAUGUGGACUGGCUUCCCUCUCCACCAGCAGUCAGUGACGAAGUCUUCGGUCUCUGGAAGAAGGCAGAAACUCUAGGUUCAGGAGCUGACGAAGCGUUGUCUGUGCUAUUGAAGUUCUGCACCAAGGCACAGUACGUUAUGAGCGUGCCUAGCGGAGAUAUCAGCUUUCCACUUAUUUUCUACGGAUUGGCAGCUGGGGUGGGAACCAUUCUGAGCGCCCUCCUGGCACAUCGAAUGAUCCCCUUCUCCUUUAAUGACAGUGGAUGGGAGAACAUGGCCAUUGUCGCUUCGUAUGCAUGUACGAUGUUCUAUGUCGGCUUGAUCGAAUAUGAGCACCUGUUUUGGUACUAUGCGUCUCUUCUAUCGAUGGCUCACAUCGGUUACAGAAACUUCCGUAACAAUCAAGGAUUCUUCGCAUCUUGGGGCCCACUCUUCCUCCAGUUCAUUUCUCAGUCCUGGAAUCAAGCUGGUGAAAACCCCGCGCGCCUUGCCGUCUUCAUUCAGAAAUACCUCGGAGAAAACACAGGUGCCUUAUGGCUGCUGACUAGUGCGACUUAUGCUGUUAGCGGAUAUAAUCUGUCUGCCCGUCUCAACCAGUCCAAAGGUUUGAUUGAUUGGACAUCUUCUAUAUUGUCGCACGGCUUGGGUUUAACCGCUUUGUUAUUUAAAUUCCACUCUACUCUGGUAAUCACACCGGAGGCUGCGUCAUUUGCACCACAGUGGCUAUUGUCCACCUCUGCUCGUGUCAAUAUAAUCUUUCUAUACAGAAUCCUCUCCAUCAGCAUCAUAAUGAAAAUGGCCUACGUUUUGCUGCCGCUGAGAAAGGGCACUAUUAGAAAAGAUAAUCUUGCUGCCAUGAUGGAGCUUGUCGGAUUAUACCUCAUGACCCAGUCUCGUGCACACAACAUCCCUCUGUUUCUCAUUUUUAGAUCGCAGCUCCAGCUCCUCGAGUCUCUGCCGGAAAACCGGGUUUCCGUUAUUCUGCUAUUCGCGGAGAGCGCCUACUCUGCCUUUGGAUUCACAAAUUCAGUCGCUGCCUUGGACAUUCCAUUGGGGUUCAAUGGUGUGACAACUUGGGUAUCCAGUACAAUCCAAUUAAUCCAAUGGCAGAUCUUCAUUACCAUGUGGGCUGGGUCCGCUUGGUGGAUUUGUGCCGGUCUUGGGCUACUUGCUCAGCCAAAGUCGGGCAAGGCUUCCCAAAAUGGGAACGCUCAUGGGCCAAGCACUGCCUCGGGCAAACAGAAGCCGGAUGGGCAUAUCAACGGGAGUGCUAAGUCGUCUGAAACUCCGAAGGAAGUUCUAUCACACUCCGAGGGUGUUUGGACAACUUACCUAGCGCAUAUCACUCUCUUCCAAGCUGUGAGUGUGAUUCGAUUGAUUGGUGCCAGUAUUUGGUACCGUGACGACCCACAACUGUGGACCGUGAUCCUACAUGCUUCAGCGCUCAUCGCAAUGAAGCUUGUCAUCCAUACCACUGUUAACUGCUUAUUCAGUGGAUUGAUGUGGGCAAGUGCGUGA